This is a messenger RNA of Drosophila takahashii, 1928 nucleotides long. RefSeq lists its product as uncharacterized. The record is from RefSeq and is a predicted model, not a curated record. Lineage: Eukaryota; Metazoa; Arthropoda; Insecta; Diptera; Drosophilidae.
UGGUGUUUCACUAGCAGGCGUUGCCAUUGCCUUCAUCGGGUUUCAUCCAGCGGCUCGUUGAUCAGUUUCAUUUCGUUGCCAGUCAGUGUUUUAUUUCGUUCCUUAGGAGUACAGAGCUCCCCAAAGUAAAAAUUCGUAAUUUUCAACCCAACCGGGUUUCAUUCCGUGUUUCGUCGUUCGCUUCUUUUCGUUGGUCGGUAGCCCGUAUCCCCCCAAUCCCUGAAAGUGAGUUCUGUAGUCCGUCGGGGAGCGUGGUUUUCCGCUAAAUUGAUCGUGAAUCGGUUGCCGGAAUGAGUGGCCACCAGUGCAGCCUGGGCAAGCUGGCCCAGCGGGGCGCCAGCCUGCAGAUGCGCGGCUUCUACCACACGCGGAGCAGGCCGUAUGUGGUCCAGAGCUUGGGCCAGUUGAACCGGUCGAACCAGUGGUCACACGACCACUUCGAGCGCAGCCGGGUGCGCAAGAUCGUGGGGGUGAAGAAGACGCUGGUCAACCAGAUGCAGGGCAUGGCCCCCAGCCUGGGGCCCUCGAAGGUGGCGCCCUACAAGAUCUACGGCAGGACGCGGCUCUUCUCCUCCUCGAGCAACCUGAACGGUCGUUCGCAGCAGCAGCUGGAGGAGGACGAGGCGGAGCAGGAGUACUCCGACCAGGAGGACCUGCCGCCCCACACCACGGCCUCGUUGUCGGCCACCCAGAGGCGGUACAACCAGGCGGCGGGAUUCGGCAAGGGCAUGGCCAUGCAGGCGGCCAGGGACAUCAGCCAGUCCAUCCAGGAGGAGCUGAUGGUGGUGGACGCCGAUACGCGGGACAUGCUCAACUGCGAUCCGGGUCGCCAGGCGGUGCGCGACUACCGCGAGCAGCUGGCCCAGCGGCCCAAGAAUCCCCUCGAUCCCAUGCAGGGCUGGAAGCAUCCGCGGCCCCUCAAGUACCUCUCAAGUACCAACCUGCCGGUUAGCAGCGGCAGCGCAUCGGGGUCAGGGGGUCAGCCCGAGGAGCUGGAGGAUCGCCAGGUGAGGCCACGCCGCCGCCAGAUGGUCGUGAGCCACGCCAAGGCUCCUCCUUCGCUGGCGCAGCUCGAGAUGCCCACCUCCAGUGCGAGGGAGAAGUUCUCGGAGCAGCGCAGCGAGCUGCGUCCGCAGACCAGUUGGCACCGGCCCAAGCCGGUCGUCGAGGAGAAGCCCGAGGAUCUGCUGAUGGACGUGUCCCUGGUGCGGGCAGUGCGCCCGGACAUCACGGUGGCCAGGGGCCUCCAGCAGGAGGGCGAGAAGGCCGCCGAUCCAGAGUCGUGGUAUGAGCAGCCCAAGGCGGAGCGCGAGUUCCUCAAGAAGGCCUUCCUCGGCGGCGCCAGGAGUCGCCGGAGGGCGGGGCAGCCCGAGUCGGCCGACAAUGCGGCCCAGAUAAGCGCCUCCCAGCAGGUGAUCAACCAGAAGUACGCCGGCUUCCGCAGGUCAUCGCGCGGAAAUCAGAAGCAGAUGGUUCGCCAGAUUGUGGAGUCGGUCAACCCGACGCCUCAGCUCAAUCCGCAUCCGCGGGCCGCGUCGGAGCCCCGGGAGACGCGCAGGAGGCGUGGCGUCGCCAGGCAGGGCGUCGAGCGACAGGCCGCGCCCAAGUUCUUCGCGGGAAGAACUGCCGGGGAGCGGGACGAGGAGGAAGGUGGGGAGGACAAGUCCAACUGGCCGUCGGCCAACCACCCGUUGCUUCAGAUGCACUCGCGGAGCGACUCUCGCCUAGAAACGGACAGCAAGGGGCGUGGGAGCAGGAAUGCCAUGGGCGAACAGCGGGGGCCCAAGAAGCCGGUGGUCACUGAACCAUCCGUGGAGCACAACGACAUCGGGAUGCCACCAGGAUACAGAAAGGAGUCGGCCGUGCAGCGCCUGGGAAGUGUUUCCUCCAAGCACAACAGCCGUGCCUUCAACAGCUACUAAUAUUGA